AUGAGUACAGACUUCCACAAACUCCUUUUUGACAUUUCUGAGGCUUUGGUCGCAGAUGAACUGGCAGCUCUGAAGUUCCUCAGCCUGGAGCACAUUCCCAUGAGGAAGCUGGAAGCCAUCCAGGAGCCCAAGGCAUUCUUCGAAGUGCUGCAGGAGAAAGGCAUGGUCGAGGCAGGGAACCUGUCCUUCCUGAAGGAGCUGCUUUAUCGGAUCAGUCGGAUCGACCUCUUGGAAGCCCAGCUGGGCUCCAGCCGAGAGGAGAUGGAGAGAGAGCUUCAGAUCCCAGGCAGGGCAUGGGUGUCAGCCUACAGGCAACUGUUAUAUGGAAUUGCAGAGGACUUGACUCCAGAAGAUGUCAAGAGCGUGAAGUUCCUGCUCCAAAAACGAAUACCAAAGAACAAGCUUCAGGAUAAUGCUUCGAUGUUGAAGGUCUUACUGGAAAUGGAAAGAAAUGGGCUAAUUAAAGAAGAUGACCUGGCAAUGCUGAAAUAUAUAUUAAAGGGAUUUAGAGCUGACGUAAAGAAAAAAAUUGAUACCUAUGAAGAAAAAAAAAAAGAAAGUGAUUCUAAGGAAAAACUCCACUAUCCAAUGUCCAUGUCUGUGCAUCCAGGAGCAGAGGGUGAGACACCACACCUGCUUGUGGAAUCAUAUAAGAUGAAAAAUAUCCCCCAUGGUUACUGUGUGAUUCUUAACAACUACAUUUUUAAAAAUCCGUAUGAAGCCAGAGAAGGAACAGUGAAAGACAAAGAGGCUGUGGAAAGGGUCUUUAAGUGGCUUCAGUUUGAGACAGUUGAGCACAUGGAUCUAGAAGCAAAGCAAAUGUAUGCAAAAAUUAAAGAAUACAGCAAAAAAGAUCAUAGUAACAUGGACUGUUUUGUUUGCUUCAUUUUUUCCCAUGGUGAGAAAGACAAAAUAAAAGGCGUUGAUCAUAAGUUUGUAAAUAUUAAGGACUUACUCUCCUGCUUCAGUGGAUCUAAUUGUCCUUCUCUUGCUGGCAAACCCAAGCUGUUUUUCAUCCAGGCUUGCCAAGGCUCUGUAGGUCAUCCAGGUGUCACAGUAAAAGAAGACUCUUCUGGCCAUCUUGAGAAGGAUGCUACCCCUCUGACUUCCAUUCCUGAUCAGGCUGAUAUUCUGGUUGGCAUGGCUACAGUGGAAGACUAUGAGUGCUACCGCUGUACAGAGACUGGCAGUGUUUAUGUUCAAUGCCUCUGUGACAAGAUGAAGUUGCUUUGCCCACUCCGCAAGGAUCUCAUAACCAUCCUGACAGAAGUGAACAAGGAAGUGGGAGGAAGAGUAUUAAAUGGAUGGAAGCAGAUGCCAAAGAUAACAUCAACCCUACGGAAACAAUUGAUCUUCCAAAUUCCACAAAGUCCAUCAAUUGAAAAGUAG
Balearica regulorum gibbericeps (East African grey crowned-crane) is the source of this 1389-nucleotide messenger RNA. RefSeq names its product caspase-8. Gene Ontology annotation, molecular function: protein binding; cysteine-type endopeptidase activity. The record is from RefSeq and is a predicted model, not a curated record. Gene Ontology annotation, biological process: regulation of apoptotic process; proteolysis; apoptotic process. Lineage: Eukaryota; Metazoa; Chordata; Aves; Gruiformes; Gruidae.